UCGAAUUUGACGAAACUGAACCCUAAAUCUGACAAAACCUUUUAAUCGAAUUCUCAGAAUCGCCGGUACGUAGCCCACCGGAGUCGUCGUUUUUCUUUUCUGAGCAUAUCAAAGAAGACGAGUUCGAGCCCUCUGUUGGAAUGGAAACUACUCAAAGAGAUGAGCUUGCAAGCUUCUUAAAUGUUCUUCCCACUGUGGAUUUCUGUUGUGUUUAUGGUUCAACAUUGCACCCAAAUAACCAAGAUAAGUCUAAAAUGGUGGACUAUAUCCUUGGAGUCUCUGAUCCCAUGCAAUGGCACUCUGAGAAUCUGAAAAUGAAUUCAGAUCACUAUGCUUCAUGGAUGGUUCACCUUGGUGGAGCCAAGCUGAUUACGAAAGUUGCAGAUAAUAUUGGAGUUGGAGUUCACUUCAAUCCAUUUGUCAAUUGGAACGACAGGAAGCUAAAGUAUGGGGUUGUUCGAAUGAAUGACCUAGUACAGGACAUACUGGACUGGGACAGAUUCUACUUGAGUGGCCGUUUACAAAAACCUGUUCAUUUGCUUGUUGAUAAUCUAGACAUAGAAGAUGUGAAUUCGGUUAAUAAGAGAGCCGCAGUAUCUGCAGCGCUUCUUCUCUUGCCAUCAAAAUUCACCGAGGAAGAUCUAUACGCCAAAAUAUGCAGCCUUUCUUACAUGGGCGACUUGCGCAUGUUUUUCGCAGAGGACACCAAUAAGGUGAGCAAGAUUGUGAAGGGACAGUUUGAUCUUUUCCAGUCAAUGUAUAAGCCUUUUCUUGAAGAGUACGAGACGAAACAGUUGCUGAGAUUCUCAUCUGCUGAAGCUAGUCAAGCUAGAUUAGUUCAGGACUCUAGCCUUUCAGCAUCACGCUCUCUGGUUUCUUCUCUUCCCGCAUCAGUAAGAACCCAAAUGGGAAAGUUACUUGGGGAAAAGAAGACCCUGAGUGAGACCGGUAGAGUAUUGGGAGAAGUUUGUAUAGGUUCAAGAGAAGAAGCAGCGAAAUGUAUGGAGAAGGUAAUGAAGCGAAGGGUAAUGGUUUCAAGCGCAAGACAGGCUGUGUCUGGUUUCUUGGCUGCUGGAGCUAUUAAUGCAACAAUGUAUCUUUCCCAGAAGAUGCGCAAAGCUUGGACUUCUCGGUCAUGACUUUGCCAAAACUCCCCACGGAAAGUGAAGAAAGUAGAUCUUGCCCAAGUAGUAAGUCUUCUUUUCGAUGUCAUAGAUGUAGAACUAUAGAGGCAAACGCAUCACUUUUUUCCGUAUUAUUUUAUCUUCUUUAUGGUCAAAUGUAACAAUAGCAAUGAAGCCGAAAGUUACUUUGCAAAAAAAAAAGUUCCAGUUUAGGAUGCAAUCUCUGUUUGAUCAAAUUUGCAAUUAGUGUAUAUAGUUGAUAGGAUUUGAUUUUCUAUAAUGGUUUCUUUUUUUUCUAUAUGAAGUGAUAAAAAAAUCAUUGUAACUAAAUUUAAGUGUUUUAGGAGUCCUCCUCACUGCUCAAAUCACAUGAUAUGACAUCAAAAUGUAACAUAAUACUCACC
Messenger RNA from Thlaspi arvense, 1528 nucleotides. Lineage: Eukaryota; Viridiplantae; Streptophyta; Magnoliopsida; Brassicales; Brassicaceae. The record is from the annotation of a GenBank genome assembly.